This is a messenger RNA of Endocarpon pusillum Z07020, 1155 nucleotides long. RefSeq lists its product as uncharacterized. The transcript is spliced from 4 exons. Gene Ontology annotation, molecular function: protein binding. The coding region runs from base 1 to 1155 and encodes 384 amino acids. The record is from RefSeq and is a predicted model, not a curated record. Gene Ontology annotation, biological process: TOR signaling; regulation of actin cytoskeleton organization. NCBI's taxonomy places the organism in Eukaryota, Fungi, Ascomycota, Eurotiomycetes, Verrucariales, Verrucariaceae. Gene Ontology annotation, cellular component: TORC2 complex; TORC1 complex.
AUGAGCGUGAUACUCUGCACAGCUGGCUAUGACCACAAUAUCCGGUUCUGGGAGGCAUUGUCGGGCAUUUGCAGCCGAACCAUCCAGCACCCUGAAUCACAGGUCAACCGUCUAUGUAUCACUCCAAACAAGCGAUAUCUUGCUGCAGCAGGUCGCCAUGUCGUCAGACUUUACGACAUCGCCUCUACGAAUCCGAAUCCUGUGAUGACCUUCGAAGGACACUCAAACAACAUCACAGGAGUUGCGUUUCAUUGUGAAGGGAAAUGGAUGGUGACAAGUUCUGAAGACUGCACGGUAAGGGUCUGGGACACAAGAUCAGGCACACAACAGCGCAACUACACGCACUUGAAUCCCGUGAACGAUGUCGUCAUUCAUCCGAACCAAGGCGAAUUGAUCAGCGCAGAUCGAGGUGGAAAUAUUCGAGUGUGGGACCUUGGUGAGAACCGAUGCACGCAUCAACUCAUUCCAGAAGACGACGUGGCAGCAUCCAGUGUCAGCGUAGCUAGUGAUGGUUCACUUCUUGCUGCAGGUAACAACAACGGCAAUGUCUACAUCUGGCGCAUGUACCAAAACCAAGACUCUACCACACUUCUUCCGUGUCGAUCAUUCAAGGCUCAUCGGCUCUACCUUACCCGCCUUCUUAUAUCUCCGGAUGUCAAAGCUCUAGCAACAUGUUCAGCUGAUCACAGCGUCAAGAUUUGGAAAAUCGACCCUGCUGAAGAGUACCUCGAGGAACCACCAAAAGAUAUGCCCAACAACGACGGAAAAAGUAGCACUACCCUGAAUGGCUUGGCGCUGGAAUUUGGAAAGAAACCAAUGUCCACUAACGCCACGUCCUUCGGUAGGGUCAUCCACCCUGUUCCGAACGGCACAGCAAAAGGAGAAGUAACUUCUGUUCCAAGCACCCUCGCAAACGGCGAGGUCGCCGACUUCCCUGGCGAGAGACCUUUACCCUGUGAGACGGUGCUUGCUGGUCAUCAACGUUGGGUUUGGGACUGCGCUUUCUCUGCUGACUCCGCAUACCUAGUCAGCGUCAGCAGUGAUCAUUAUGCACGGUUGUGGGAGCUUUCAACUGCACAGAUCAUCCGACAGUACAACGGGCAUCAUCGUGGUGCUGUGUGUGUUGCGUUGAAUGACUACUCAGAACCUCGCUAA